This is a messenger RNA of Xylaria bambusicola, 951 nucleotides long. RefSeq names its product FAD binding domain protein. Lineage: Eukaryota; Fungi; Ascomycota; Sordariomycetes; Xylariales; Xylariaceae. The record is from RefSeq and is a predicted model, not a curated record. The coding region runs from base 1 to 951 and encodes 316 amino acids. The transcript has 3 exons.
AUGUUCAAUGUUACCAUCAUUGAACAAAAAAUUGGCGACCGACAGGGACAAGAGGCAGGGAUAGGUUUCGGGGACGUCGUCAACGAGCUUGAUAAAAAGUACGACGCCACGGGCCUCCAGGAAGCAAUACAGAACAACGCUCGUCGAAUAAUAUACUAUCAGCAACCAGAUGGACUUAUGUACAGACUUUUGCGUGCCAAUUUUGACGGCUUACCGUCUGCCGACCUCCUCAUCGGUGCUGACAGAAUACAUUCUACCAUUCGCCAGCUGGUCGGCGCCCCAACUGGGCGAUAUGCUGGCUAUGUCUCUUUGAGAGGCACCAUCAAUGAGCAAGAGUUAUCACGGCAGACUUGCGAAUACUUCUCAGACUACGUUGUACCAACCGAUGAUAGAAACUUCACACCGGGGGAACGGCUUAUCAACUUCGUUUGGUACUAUAACAUCGCUGAUUCCUCUGCCGAAAUGAACGACGUCUUUAGUGACAUAAAUCGCAAGCACCAUCGGAAGACGGUACCAGUCGGCCUUGUUAGACUAGGAAUUUGGGAAAAGGUUCGGGGACCAAUUCAAAUCGCCGAACCUUUUGCUGAGGUUCUUGCAAAGGUGAAAAGUCCUUUUGUUACCAAUAUCAAUGACUCUAUCAGGGGCUGCGCCUACUUCUACGACGACAAAGUUGUCCUGGUAGGUGACGCCUUUGCAUCCUUCCGACCUCAUGUCGCAGCUGCUACUGAACAGUGCGCCUACCACAGCAACUCCCUCGAGCGAGUCUAUGUAGGGCAGAAGACUCACGAGACCUCGGAAGAUGACGUACGCCGAUAUGCACGCCAGAUGAUUCUGCUCAACCGCAUCAUUGGAUACCUUGGGCGCAGUGCAUUCUUUUCUUUGUUUAAAUCCUUGACCUCUUAUAUUAUAUUCGUACUGUGGCAGAAGCUUGGUCGCAGAAAGGUUCCUUAA